Messenger RNA from Dermacentor albipictus, 1841 nucleotides. RefSeq lists its product as uncharacterized. Gene Ontology annotation, molecular function: nucleic acid binding. Lineage: Eukaryota; Metazoa; Arthropoda; Arachnida; Ixodida; Ixodidae. The record is from RefSeq and is a predicted model, not a curated record.
UUGAAACCGAGCUCUUCGGUGCUUCGAUCAUACAGCGGUGGUGUCAUUCGACAUUUCGGUAUGGCAAGGCUACCAGUGACCGUGAACGGCCGGUCGAAGGACGUCAACUUCUAUGUCGUCAAAAAGGGCAACCAAGCUAUACUGGGACUACUAGCAUGAGAGUCGCUUGGUCUGGUGUCACGUACAAUGGAUGCUGUAAAAGAAGGAAGCACCACAGCGGGCGGCAGUGAGGACGUUCUAACCGAAUUCCGCCAGCUUUUUCAGGGAACAGGCUGCGUGAGUCGCCAGUAUAAAAUGGUCCUACGCAAGGAUGCGACGCCAGUUGUCCAGCCAGCUCGGCGGGUGCCCUUGGCGCUGAGGGAACCUCUGAGGGAGGAGCUGGAGCGCAUGCAGCGAAGUGGCAUCAUUGAGAGGGUCCAGAAACCGACAGACUGGACAUGCUAUCAAGGGCUCCAGGGACAGCGACUAAGGACUACUCCGACGACACGGAAGAUGUGGAGGUCCACGCGGUUGCAGUCAUGUCAACCUUGGUACGACUUCAGCCACGUCACGUCGAGCCCCGAGUUCCCGCGAUCGAAUGGACUCGCUGAGAAGGGGGUUCAGAUUGUGAAAAGAAUCCUAAAGAAAACGGAAGAAACAAAACAAGACUUCUGGCUCGGGUUGCUCAACUACAGAUCCACUCCACUCGAAGAUGGCCGCUCCCCUGGUGAACUCUUGCAGGGCAGGAGGCUUCGCACUCUACUCCCAGACUUCAGGCAGCAGCCAAGCAUACCAGUAUUCAAGCGAGCCCAGGCAGACACUCGGGCGAGAACGUUACCACCUCUCAAUACCGGCGAUGUCGUGAGAGUACAGGAAAAGACAUGGAAUCGCCGAGCUCAAGUUACCGAAGCAGUUGCACCGAGGUCUUAUCAACUAGUUACCGCGAGGACAACAGAGUGCUACGUCGCAACCGACAGCAUCUGCUUCCAACUGGUGAGCUGUUCCAGCAAGAAGCCCUCGAAUGUGAUGACCGGGAGAGCGAACGAGCGUGUGAAGCACUGCAACCCACGGCACCUGCUGCAACUGGAGACUCGCCUGUGAGCUCCGAGAACAUUCCGCAGGCGCCGCCGCCCGUGAUUACGACUGGACCGACUGUGAGCUCAACGGCUUACAUUGCGCCGAUCUACCAGAGAUAGGAGACCACGCAGCGCCUGCGGUACGACCGCAAUUUCAACCAAGUACUUGGCAUCUAUUCUCCACAGGAGGGAAGAUGUAUCGGUAAUGACGCACGUGCCAUGCCUGGUGCGGUGAUUCAUCGUGCUCGCCUAGAUUAGAUAUGCGCCUUGGUUGCCACGCCCCUUGCGGCUAUAAAAGCACUGUACGUUCAGCAAUAAAGAGCAUUUGGUCGUUGGCCACCUCGACUGAUACAGUUGGAAACUGCAACCCCUUCUAACUUUCUGUGGCGGCAGACGGGCUGUUAUGAUCGAGCUUAGUUUUCCAAGACGUCAUUAACUACCACACCUGGCGAGCGAGGAAUGCCCCACCAGCAACACGCAGCUGUCACGAUUGAAGUUCACGCCUCAUCAUUCACUUCGCUUCAAGAAAGCAACAUCGCCCUCCUGACCAUCACGAAGUGGCCAAUUAUCAAUACACGACCGGUGGAUGCCUCCUAUUGUGACCCGUCUGAGACAGGUGCACCACGUACACGAGUAGCUGAUAGAGGACAUGAGCUCCCCGAGCAGCUCAUAGAGGACAGCACUGGAGCAGCAUGCUGACAACUAGUGAGAGGCGAUGGAGGUGCUGAACGAUUCGGCGUUUUGAUUGGCCAAUUGAUUCACUCAGUGAGAGAAAGAUGGGUUAUC